This is a messenger RNA of Guyanagaster necrorhizus, 555 nucleotides long. RefSeq lists its product as uncharacterized. Lineage: Eukaryota; Fungi; Basidiomycota; Agaricomycetes; Agaricales; Physalacriaceae. The record is from RefSeq and is a predicted model, not a curated record. Bases 1 to 555 code for a protein of 184 amino acids. The transcript is spliced from 4 exons.
AUGCUGGCUGUUGGUCUUCUCUGGUCCUGGAAUGUCAUUUUGAAGCCUAAUACUAAGAUUAGCCUCAAUGUACCGGGGGGGGGAGUUCGGAUCAAGACUGAAGCAGAAAAGGAAGGUAGCCGGACCGGGCCGGGAGUCUGCAGAGCAAAGGCGAUCAGUUGGCGCACAGGCCGGUGCCACACACAGAUUCUCGACAAGUUACUGCAGCUAGGUGGAUGCGUGCAGUCGCACCCACACUCGACGUUUCUGACGUACAUCUAUUCCGUAAUGCCCUCUCCUUUCCAGCGUAAAAUAUCUGGUAUGCGCCAUGGUUAUCAUCUCUCCGACGAUCCGUAUUCCAUACUUCCAUGUCCCGAACCUGAAGGGAAUAAGAAUGUCUUUGCUGUUGCCGCCAUCCUUGUCGACUACAGUGAUGGUACUACCCAGACUGUCGUCAUUGACACUACCUGGAAGACCAUCAAAACUACACUUCCUAGAGGAUGGACUAGCUCCAGCUUUGAAAAUUCGGCUUGGAUUGCCGCAGCUUAUGAAAUGCUUACAGCAAGCACACCUUGA